Sinocyclocheilus anshuiensis is the source of this 1811-nucleotide messenger RNA. RefSeq names its product transmembrane protein 127-like. Gene Ontology annotation, cellular component: membrane. Gene Ontology annotation, biological process: negative regulation of cell population proliferation; negative regulation of TOR signaling. Bases 402 to 1115 code for a protein of 237 amino acids. The record is from RefSeq and is a predicted model, not a curated record. The transcript is spliced from 4 exons. Lineage: Eukaryota; Metazoa; Chordata; Actinopteri; Cypriniformes; Cyprinidae.
ACAGGAAACGGAAGUCCGAGGCAGGAGGAGCUCUCCGUCUGAUGGAGGAAGUGGACGGACUAUUGUUUACGCUUUUUACUGGAAACCAACAAUAAAACACACGAAAAUGUCUACGAUAUAGCGGAGACCAGAGGGAUAAUUCGAGACUGAACACAUUAUAUAUUUGUUUUACUAAGUUGUUUUAUAUUUCGGUGGGAUUUGAGAAGGUUUUAAAGGGUUUUGUGAAGGUGUAAGGCCAGCUCAUGUCAUAAAUGAUCAAAUCUGAUUAAAAACUGACAGAGGAGCUUCAGUUACAGCAAACAGUGCCCAGCGGAGGUCAAACCCCAGAUCUGUCCACUCUCACUCAAACUCAUAUUUGAGUUUUACUGUUUUAAUCAAGGGUUUUCAGAGAUUUUAAGACCAUGUACGCACCCCCGGGAACAGCUGCGCCUGGAAACCGGAGGAGGAGAGCUGGAACAGCUCUACCCAAACAUCCAGAGCGGAGUUUAGCAUCGGCACUGCCCGGGGCGCUUUCAAUCACUGCACUCUGUACGGCCCUGGCAGAACCAGCCUGGCUCCGCGUCCAUGGUGGAAACUGUCCCAGACAGGAGCUCGGUGUUGCAGACGUCCUGGGAUAUAUAGAUGACAAACUCAUCGAGGAUUACUGCAUCAACUCUCAGUCCAUCCUGCUCUUGCGGGUUAUUGCUGCUUUCUGUUUCUUGGGCAUUUUGUGCAGCCUCACGGCAUUUCUGUUGGAUGUCUUUGCACCCAAACAUCCAGCCCUCAAGAUCACACGCAGAUACGCUUUCGCUCACAUCCUCACAGUGCUCCAGUGCGCUACAGUCAUCGGCUUCUGCUACUGGGCCUCGGAACUGAUUCUGUCCCUGCAGCAGCAGCACAAGAAGUACCACGGCUCGCUCAUCUACGUCACUUUUGCCAUCAGCUUCUACCUGGUGGCCGGUGCAGGCGGUGCCUCCAUUUUAGCCACGGCGGCCAACCUGCUCCGUCAUUACCCCACCGAGGAGGAGGAGCAGGCCCUGGAGCUCCUCUCAGAGAUGGAGGAGAGCAGUGAAACAUACCCAGUUGACUAUGACAUUGCCAACCAAUUCCAGCCUCCGCCGGCCUACACACCCUGAUCGCCAACCGCCAUCGCCCCAGGCGUUCCCUGCCCGACGCCACACCUUUGGCCUUCAGAUAGAGAAAUGAUGUUCAGAUUUUAGGUGCGCCAACAAAAAUGAAUAUAUAUUCAGUAUUCCAGAUCAUGCAGAAUGUCAAUAUCCAUGCACACAUUUAAAUGAGCGUUUUACUUUGGCAGACAGAGCUUGCGUGCAUGGAAUAAAUCAAAGAGAAUAAUUAUAGCAUUGCUUGUAGGAUUCCAUUCGAAUUCAUCUUGUAGUAGUUUGCAUGUAUCCGGCAAUAAAACCCCAAAGAUUUUGAAAAAAAGUUUUUUUUUGCCAGGCUUUAUUAUUGAAUAAAGACUUGAAAUAUGUACAGCAUCUCAGCAUUAUGCUUGUUGAAGAUGCAUUUACCGGGAGCCUCUUUGGCACAAUAAACUGUGGGGAGUUAGUCUUAUUUUUUCCCAAAGGUUUGUCUUUUUUUCUGCUUUAUCACAGGUUUAUCAUGUUUUCCAUUUUUAAUGUCGAGCUGCACUUUUGACUUUUGUUCCUGUUUUUCAAGUGGUCACAAUUGUGUUACUUUUUAAAAAAAUGAUUAUUAUUAUUUUUAAUAAUGCUAGGUAUCAAAGUAUCCUUUAUUUUAAUUCAUCAAUAGUCCGUGGAUGCAGCCGUAUCUGCACACUUCUGGAUUUAUCCCAUUGCAUUAAAAAAAAAAAA